ACUGAGACGAGGGUGCAUGUUUGCCUCAGACUGCCGCGGACUCGUCAACAUGUCUUUUGUGAGGCUAGAACGUGACAUGGGGAGACUUCCUCUUUGUCGCCGCUCCACGCCCAUCCCUUCUUCUUCAUUGACCAAAACCUAGCAUUCUGGCAGCGCCAAGUAAAGCAACACCAUGGAAUACAUCAAGAAGAACCAGCAGUACAAAGAAGUCUCGUACUCAGAGCGCGAGGACGAAGAUUACCUGUCUAGCACUGAAGUUGAAUCCCAGCAUGGCGACGACGAGAAGGACUCGGAGAAGGCCAAGACUCAUCGUCCUAGACGAUCAAGACCACGGCGAUCGAGGACGAGCCUGUGGGUAGCUGAGUUCCGCCGCUUCAGAUGGCUUGUCGAUCUCGUGCUCUUGGUCAUCAAUAUCUCGCUGUCGGUGGUUCUGCUCCGGAACUUCAACCAGGAGAAUGCGACCAGCACUAUGCAGGUUGGCAGCAGCUUCGACGGGACGGGGCCGGACUUCCCAACCAAGAUUGUCAAAUUCGAAGCCGACCAAGCCUUUGUCCCAAACAACACUGCAGAGUUCUUCUCCCCCGCAACCCUAGAAAAAUGGAACACCAUCAUGCCCGUCGGCGCAGGCUGGGGUGCCCCAACCGAAGACACCUUCUUCACAACUUCCAUGACGCACCAGCUCCACUGUCUCUUCAUGAUGGGCCGCAUCUACGCGGCGCUCACCUCAGAGAUGCCCGAAAAGCUUAUGAGCGACUACCACUCACAUUACCUCCACUGCGUGGACUACCUGCGGCAGGGCAUUAUGUGCUCGGCGGACAUGGCCAUGGAGCCACAUGAGCAAACGGAUCCGGAUGACAAUGGGCCGAUGGAUGGGAGCUGGAACGGGCAUCAUGUGUGCAAGGACUACGGGCACAUCAUGCCGUAUUUGGAGGAACAAAUCGACCAGGGGAUCCGCAAGGUGCUGCCUAUCGACGAUUAG
Messenger RNA from Paraphaeosphaeria sporulosa, 979 nucleotides. RefSeq lists its product as uncharacterized. The record is from RefSeq and is a predicted model, not a curated record. Lineage: Eukaryota; Fungi; Ascomycota; Dothideomycetes; Pleosporales; Didymosphaeriaceae. The transcript has 4 exons. Bases 173 to 979 code for a protein of 268 amino acids. Gene Ontology annotation, biological process: mycotoxin biosynthetic process.